Molecule: messenger RNA, 8847 nt
Organism: Micropterus salmoides (largemouth bass)
Lineage: Eukaryota; Metazoa; Chordata; Actinopteri; Centrarchiformes; Centrarchidae
Product: microtubule-associated protein 4
Exons: 19
Coding region: 114-4595 (1493 amino acids)
Biological process (GO): neuron projection development; microtubule cytoskeleton organization
Cellular component (GO): neuron projection
Molecular function (GO): microtubule binding
Source: RefSeq, a predicted model, not a curated record
GGAGCAUGUUAGUCUGCGGCCUGCGGAGUGCACACUGAGGUGGGCGGAUCGGAGCGGUGACAGCGACGCUGGUAGACUCACUAAAAACUAUUAAAAAGCGGACUACUAACGCCAUGGCAGAGUUAGACCUGAGUCUGAGCGAUGCACUGACAGACAGCGUUCCCCAGCCAGGCCCGGAGAGCCUAGUGGAAAGGGACUUUGUGGCUCAGCUGGAAGCGGAGGCCUUCGAUGAUCAGGUGGGGGAAACUGUGGGAAAGACGGACUACAUUCCCCUGCUGGACACCGACGACACCAGGGCAGACAUGGGUACUACGUUGGAGAAUGGAGAGCAGGAAGCUCAUGGGGUGCAAAAGCCUGGUUGCAAGCUGACUGCGGGGGGACAGACAUCAGCGUUGUGCAAAGAACCCCAGGGAGAGGUUUGGCCACACUCACUUGACCAGCACCAGGCCUUGACUACAGACUUCUCAUCAGCCUCCAUGGCAGGUUAUUCAGAUCCUCUGGGCUCUCAAACCAGCCCUGCCCAAAUGAUGGAUGCUGGCCGGAUGGGAGCUUUUUCAGGUUUGUCCCAGCCUGGUGGGAUUGGGGUGAAUGUGGAGGUGGGGGCUGUACCCCUCUCAGCAGAGAGGGUUCAAAGUAUAGCAGAACCCCAGCAUCCCUCACACCCAGAGGGGUCAGAUGCCCCUGUAGAGCCCCACAGCCCCAUGCUCCCUGAACCCCAGGCUCCUUGCAGCCCUCAGGAUUUGUCAGCAGGUGCCUUAAGUGAAUGCUGGCCAGAUGAGGCUGGCUGCCUACCAACAGACCUCCCUUUCACCCCCAGUGUCUCCACGGUGAUCAGUCGCCAUGCAGGCUAUCUCGCAGUUAGCCCUGAUGACCCACCUGACAGUUGGCCUAGCAGAGAGAGCACUGCCUAUGCUGGAGGCGAUGAAAGGGGGGGAGAUGGAUCAGACCGAAAACAGAAGAAGAAGAAGAAAAGGCGACAGAAAGACGAGGGAUCUUAUGAACACCUGGAGAGCAGGGGUCUCCCUGAGGUGCAAGCACAGGGACAAAACACUUCACACACUUCUGCAGAGGAUGUCUACCACAGGAUUGGUCCAAGGCGUGAUAGAGGAGACUGUGGCUGGGAGGAGCAGCUAGGAAAGAGUGGAGGCCGGGGUAAGAGGGGAAAGAGCAGGAAGAAGCUUCCAGAGGAGUGGGGAGUGAUGCCAGAACCAUUUGUCCCUGCGUCAGCAGCGACCUCUCAAAUCACAGAUGAGGUGAUGACGGAUCUACAGUGUUCUGAUCAGGCAAACCUGGAGGCUUCAUUCGCAGACAUAAACACCAGCCAGACCCCCUGGAAAAGGGAGGUCUAUCCAGAAGAAGGCCUGGUCCCUUCCCCCAUGUCCCAGGACCUAUUCUCCCGAACAUCUCCUUCCAUCAACCCACUGGUCCUGAACAGCGAGCUGAAAGCCACAGCCGCUUCGUUCACUAUGCCCUCCACCACCAGCAGUGCAACACUUGGUUCCUUCAGCAUGGCUCCUUGCUCUGGAGAUCUGUUUGACUUCCUUAUGGAUACUGAAAAUGCCAGUUUGGGUAACAGCAGCCAGGCCUUUUUGCCAUCUUUCUCUCCAGAGAAUGAAGCAAUGCGUGGUGACAUGGUUGACAGUGGGAUGUUUGACAAUACCAGUUCCCUCCAAGAAUUUUGUGUGCAAGGCAUGCCUGACGGAGACACCUCAGCUUUCAGUCCUGCCUCCCAGCCAAGCCUUUCCCCAAAAGGAGAGGUGUUGGCCACUGCCCCACCUCUCUCACCUUCAGAUGCUUCAUGGCUUCUGAAUGACUCCCAAAUAAGCAGCAACAGCGAGCUAUUUGAUAUCAGUGACAUGAACAUUUCAUGUCAUCCUUUAACCUUUGGGCUGUCCUUAGAUACACCUAGCCCAGCCCCUCUCCGCUCCCCCAAAACGACAGCACAGGAAUUCCAACCCAAAGAGCACAAAGAUGCCAAAUCAGCCCAAAAGCAAUUCCAGAUGUCCUGCUCUCCAUCCUCUGUAAAGAGUCCCAACUCCUCAGGAUCUAAGUUCUCUCCACAAGCAUCCCCAGUCACCAGCCCCUCUUCCCCUGCAUUGGUCAACCCUCUGGUUCAAGUUCAAGGAUCUGGUCUUAACCCUGCAGCUAAACCCUUCUUUCCCAGCUUUGCUGAUCCCAUGGAAGAACCAGCCAUGGUCCCUCCAGUUAAUCCCAUCAUCGAAGUAAAAUCAAACACCAUGGUGAAGCCAGAGAAGAAGGAGGAGAAGCUGGAGGACAACGUAAAGAAGGUGGACCUGUUUGACCCUUUAGACAAUUUUCAGCAGAAGACUGUGAUGGUUGAAUUCACUAGCAGUGAGACUUCAGCCAAGAUGGAGAUAGGAACGGAGAAGGAAAAACAGAAAGAGACACUAAAGGAGAAGGACAAAGAGACAGAAAUGGUAAAAGAGAAGGAGAAAGAGGCAGCAAAGGUUAAAGAGGAGAAAGAGACAGAGAAAGUGAAGGUGACAGAGACAGAAAAGGGGAAAGACAAAGAGCAAGAGACAGAGAAAGUGAAGGUGACAGAGAAACAGACAGAAAAAGUGGAAGAAAAAAGGGAGACAGAAAAGGGGAAAGACAAAGAGCAAGAGACAGACAAAGUGGAGUCGGUGCAGGUAAAAGAAUCACCAGAUAUAUUGGCAAAGACGGAUAAGGUGGACAAAACAGAGAAAGUGGAAAAAGUGGAGGUUAAAGAAACACUAGAAAGCAAAGUGGUGAAAACAGAGAAUGUGGAGAAAGUGGACAACAUUGAAGAAAAAACAAACAAAAACCCUGAGAAGCUUGAGAAAACAGAGAUGAAGAAUGGCAAAGAGCAGCACAUGGACAAAGUGGAAAAGACCCCCGAGCAACAUCCGACACACGACAAGCUCGAUACCAGUUAUGAGCUGGAAAAGAAGGCUGACAUAGAGACAAAGAUGACAGCAGAGAUGAAAGAAACUGAAAAAGAGACAGCAGACACAGACGAAGCAAAGAAGACGGAGAAAGAGGAUGAGGUGGAGAAGACAUCUGAGAAGCCAGGGAAAAAACAGACGCAGAAGAGUGAAAAGGAAGAGAAGCAGGAUAAAAUGCAGGCCAACAAAAAGGUUGUGGAGAAAAAGGAUGGCAAGAAGGAGAAUGCUGCAAAAGCAGACGAAGACAAGGCCAAAAAAUCUAAACCUGUAACUAACGGAAGCAGGGCCACUCCAAGCAGAGACCUGGCAAGUGCAGAGAAGAAGGCCAAGGCUAAUGCUGGGUCAAACAAACCAAGUGCUGUGUCCAAAAUGCGGCCGAGUUCCUCUUCUGCUGGUGGUUCAGUCACAGGCCUUACUAAGCGCCCCACACCCUCCACCACCACCUCCAUCUCAGACAAAAAAACAACCACAGCCAGGGCACCAUCCACAGCCGCUGCUGGUCCAAAGCGGUCCUCCACCAGUUCUAGCGGUCACCCUGCCUCCUCAAACACCAUCACUACACGUGAUGUCAAACCCAAGACGACCACAGAGAAGUGCCCCCUUGUGCCAAAGGCCAGCACUGCCAUCUCAAAACAAGCAGGCUCCUCUGCUGCCACCAAAAAUGGAACCGCUAUCACAGCAGCCAGUAAAACCGCUACAUCAGUGCGUGCAAUGCCGUCUACCCGCACCACUAGUACCUCUGCAGCCAAAAGGCCUCUGGCCUCAAAGACAGACAGCAAACCAGGAGAGGAUAAGAAGCCUGCCGCUCUGAAGACUUUUACAGCCGACUCUACCAAGCCCAAGACCACCACCACCACCCGCAGCACUGCUUCUACCACUGCUGCCCUUCACACCCGCACCACAGCAGCCAAACUAGCCACACAGUCUUCCACCACUGGCACAGUACCAGAGAAGAAGCCCCCGGUGCCCCGUGCCUCCCGGGCUAUUUCCUCAACCACCACCACCACCACCACCUCCAGGGUGACAGCUCGCCCUGGCACAGCACCACCCCCCGACAUCCGUAAUGCCCGCUCUAAGAUUGGCUCAACAGACAACAUGAAGCACCAGCCUGGAGGAGGGAAGGUGUCAUCUGCAUCUAAGAGCAGGGCUGUCGCCUCCAAAGAAACGAGCCAGGGCAAAGUUCAGAUAGUCUCCAAAAAGGUGGACUUCAGCCACGUCACUUCACGCUUGGGCUCCAAGGACAAUAUGAAGCAUGUUCCUGGUGGAGGGAAUGUGCAGAUACUCAGCAAGAAGGUGGAUCUGAGUAAGGUGACGUCAAAGUGUGGCUCGAAGGACAACAUCAAGCACAAGCCUGGUGGUGGUGACGUGAAGAUUGAGUCCCACAAGGUGAGUUUUAGGGAAAAGGCUCAGUCCAAAGUGGGCUCCGUGGACAAUGUGAGCCAUUCACCUGGUGGAGGAAACAUCAAGGCUGAGGAGGCCCAGGAGACAACGGAGGGGAACGGGACUCCUUUGAGUGGCACCACAGCCUCAGCCCCAGGCUCCGAGCCAGGACUGGCAGAGGGCCCUGCUGCCCAGGAGAAUGGGCUGAAGCAGGGGGCUACCUGUGGUAGUGAAGGCCUCCAGGAGCCCCAAGCUCUGGACUCACUCAUCCCAGAGACAAGCAUCUAAUUCUGCUGUCCCUCUGCCCUCCUCAUCUCAAUCCCUGACAACAUCACCUCCUCCCCUGCCCCACCUUUUCCUAUCUAACUUUCUUCUUCCCUGUCUUUUCUGCCCUUUUCUUUCCAACCUUUCUGCUGCAGAUUGAGUGUUUCGAGCUCAACUUCCUCUGGAACGCUCGCUUUCGCACGGACCACGGCGCUGACAUCAUCCCCUGGCCAGCCCCCCCCCCCCCCCCCCCCCCACAAGGACAUCAACAGUUCCCACCCACUCGGUUCCUUCUUUUCUCUACACCAGAACCAAAACCGGACUCCUCGUGGUGUCUCCCUCGUUGAAUCAUUGGCUUCUGCGAGCUGUGUCAGAUCCUCUGCCCCUCCGAAAACCCCAUUUAUCUUAAAUCUGUCGUUACAAAUGUUUUAAUCAUCCAACAGUUCUACCACUCUAGUAUCAAAACUUAAUGUUAUCAUGCUUCUUCUCUCACAUCUGAGCUCAUCAUCAUGCGCCAUCAUUGCCAUCCCUACCUUCCUAUUUUUGGCUGAAGUGACUGUAGACUAAGCUUGGGCCUUGGUAGGAAUCUGCGUGGAGGAAAAUGAGGGGCUUUUCUCACAUAUUUGGUUGUGUCUUCUCAAAGUUGGCUGACCUGGAAUCAAUUACAUGGAUCCUCUUUACCCACAGCCUGGUGGUGGACUCCGACCCUCACCUCCACACACCAAAUAACAGCAGCGUGCAAUUCAUAUGUCAACUGAGCAGCACAGAAAUCCUCUCGGACUCACCUAUGACUAUCAUACACAUAUCGUCUCUUUUCCUUGUGACCUUUGAGGCUGUUCCCAAUAACCACUUACUCUCUUCUUCAAUAACAUCAUGGUAAUUCAUUAUCCAUCUCAUCUGCUUCAUCGCUUCUUCUCUCCUUAAUAUCACUUACGAUAAACAAGCUGACAAAAAAAGCUAGACAACAAGUAGGCUGUUUGAAGCAUUUUAGGCUGUUUAAGUCUGUAUUCUCUGUGUUCGUGAUGAUGUGUUUGAGUGACAAAGAUGUUAAAAAUUUUGCUUUCGUGUUCUGUUCGGAUCUUCUGUUUUUCUCGUUUUCUUUCUUUCUUCCUAGUUUCUAUAUUUUAAAACAAUGUUUUAUUUAUUUAUUGUAUUUGUCUUCCUGUACAAGCAAUUCAGUGGGUGGUCGUUUUUCCCAGUAGCACUCAGAUAACUCUUGGAAACACGCACAGAUUACCAAGACACACAGUGAAGGAAAUGAUAUUCAGAGGGAGGAAGAAAGUAAGUGCUGCCAAGGCUGAAAAUGGAUAUGUUUAUGACAAAAAGUGAAAGACAUGUUGAAAAGUGUUUGAAAGGCAAUAGAGGGAGUUUGCUAAACUAGAGAAGCUGAGCCUGCAGUCCAGAGGGAGAUGAGGAAGAUGUCUAAAUGUCGCAGAUAGCAAACGUCUCUGAAGUCAAAGGAGCUGUGUGUCUCAUAUGUGCCUCCUGUCCUUCUUACCUGAAUAUUGCAAUAAAUGUGGACGAUGCAGGCUCAAGCCAAAAACUGCUCAGAGAAAGAAAAUAUCAUAGUUAACUGAAUGGACAUAGAACAUUGCUGUGAGGGUUAUGGUAGCAUGUUGUUGGGCAGUUGAGAAAGGUUCGACUGAAUACAAAAACAUAGUUAACAUGUGUAGGGCACUUUCUUGUUGAAGUAAUGGCAGUGGAACAUGAUGUGGCUUUAUCUUCUUCUUUUGUAACAAUGUAUUCAAUUAUUGCCUUUAUAAUGCAUUGGCAGAUCAUUUUAUAUCAUGCCCAGGGCUGAAAGCCUAUGUGCAGUAUGACUCAAAGUGUUGUAGUUUUACCAUAUGUGUAUCUCUGGGGCAAUCCUACAAAGUUGAUAUGUUGUUACCGUAAAACAUCAAUUAAUAGGCCGAUCUUUUAUUUGCUUUAAUCACUGGACUCACCCUACCUCUAUUUGGGACCGGCCUUUAAUUCCUUUCUCACAAAACUCUUGCUCAGCAAAGAUGGGAAAUAGGCUAAUAUCAAGUUCUUUAUUUAAACCAGUAUGACUAUUAUUUACUUAAUAAAAAUCAGGCUAUCGAAUAACAUCAAAGAAGAUCAUGAAUCUCACCAAACAUUUGAUCCCAACCGUUGUUUUAACUUGUCGACGCUAUGGACACAUUUCGGUUGAUCCCAAUAAAGUUCAGUCACCAGUGCAAAUGAUAGCAUACAGUAUAUAUGACUUCCAGUUUUGAUUGUGUUUGCGUUACACUUUUGUUUAAUUUUAGUAAAGAUUGCCAAUAAAGAAAAUUCAACAAAAAUCAAGCAGGAUUAUGGCACAUACCUUGGCAGAUUUUGUUGAUUUUCAGGUCUUCAUUUUUAAAUUUAAAGCCCAAAGCUCCAUUGACUGCUCCGACAUCAAACUACAAAAACACUCCUGAGUUUUUCUAUUCAAAUUGUAAUAGUAAUCAUUUGUAAAGAAGCCUUGACAGAACUAAAUUGCACCUUAUUGCUUUAAUAUAUCAAAGAGGGCUCACCGUGAUGGAGUGGUUGUAUUUAAUUAACCAUCACCCGUCUCUGAACAAGUGAUCAUAAAUGACUUAAUUAUGAAUGACCUUUUGCAUGAUGACAUGAAUAGAGCAAUAAACUUAAUUACAGUGGCCUCAUUUUUCCUCUACUUUUCAAUCAUAAAACGCAGUUCAACUCAGAAUUUGUAAUUAUUUUGCUUUACAGUGGAAACCCUUCAUAAAAUCUUUUUUUUUUUUUCUUUAUAUAAGAAAAUUAAGGCUUUUACAAAAUGUCAAUUUUUUGGACAGAAACGGGCAAUAUUAAUUAAUGUCUUCUAAAAGUGGGAAUGUUCCAAAUGCAGAUGUUUGAAUGCUUGUUUGCCAGUUGAGCAUUGAGUGACGGAAUCAAAUAGGUCACUUGCUUUGUUUGUGCCACGGCUGCUGCCUAGUUAAAUUUGUCCUGGUGCCUAUCCACAACCAGGUUUUAGCUUUGCUUUUACCCCAGAGUUUUUACUUACCAUUACCUAUGAAAUUGCACACGGAUGUAUAUAGAUAUUUUGUUGUUGAUGCACUCUUUUUGGCCCUAAAAAAAGACAGUAUAGCAUCAGGGGGGUUUGGUGGGUGGGGGGGUUUAUGGAUUGUUCAAUACCGUUUUUAUGUCCAUGUACCUUCAUGGUUCUAAGGGGAGAAAGUGUUUUAUCAUGACUAUUAUUCUGAUUAUUAGUCUGACAAAUUGAAAAGGUCUGCCUUUUUCAUUAGAAAGGGGCCACUGAAGUGAAAGAAAAUCUUAUGAGAUAUAUUGUACUAAAGACGCAACACUUUUGUAUAUGUAUUUAUCGUUGUGUUCCUGUAGCCUCACGGUGGGUCUGCUUACCUGAUUAAAGGGAUUAUACUUUUGAUUUGUGACCAGCCAGUUUCACAAACUGUGUCCAAGGGUGUGCACAACAAGAUCUGAACCCAAUACAACACUUAUAGUCAAGCUGCUGUUAGUGCUUAAGUAAAAUUUACUUAGAUAGAUUUUAUUUAAGCACUCUAACAGCAGCUUUAUUAAGAAAUGUCGAUCUGGCAACAUAAAGCUUGAUUUUUUAUUUUUUAUUUUGUAGUGCACAAUAAUGCUUACACACAGUUCAUGCCGCAAGCAGUCUAUAGAUGAAGAAUGUUCUGACUAGCUGGUAAAUUUAUCGUUCAGGACACAGUGACCUCUGCAGGUUUACAUGAUUAAAGAACAAAGCUGAAUGGGACUAAAGCUAAUGCACUUGAAUCACGACAAUUUACAUCACAGUGGGCACAGGGAAUUUCUUGUCCAAGCAAGCACUAAGUGUAAAGGUCAAUGUAUCGGCCUAUGAAUUUGUUUACUGCAUAUCAAAAUAUUGGCUGCUACCUAUGGCACUCAAAAACAGCAGUCCUGAAAAAAUCACAUAUCCCUAACAUAUCUUUGUCUAGGUUAAGAAGGUUAAGUUUAGUUUUGAGGUUUGUGUAAUAAAUGCUCAUCAGUAAUAUAUCCAAGGAACAUUGUAGAGCUUCAUCUACAGCCAUGGCAUGCAUACCAGACAUACAAGAGCGACACUAGCUAAUAAACACAUACUGUACCUGCAAAGCAUGAUGAAAAACAAUGAGGUGUGUUAACUGGGCGACUUAUAUAGUUUAAAGAACCUCCUUGUUUUUUUGUUAUUUUAUCUUUUCCAUUCAUUUGAAUUUUAUUUUUUGGUUUGAAAAUAAAGUGUUAAUUGUGAUUACUUGUUAAUUAGUGAUGUGAUUGUUGAACAUGAAAUAAAAUGGACUAAAAUUCU